Messenger RNA from Chroicocephalus ridibundus (black-headed gull), 653 nucleotides. RefSeq names its product late endosomal/lysosomal adaptor, MAPK and MTOR activator 4 (gene LAMTOR4). The record is from RefSeq and is a predicted model, not a curated record. The transcript has 4 exons. The annotation marks the transcript as partial. NCBI's taxonomy places the organism in Eukaryota, Metazoa, Chordata, Aves, Charadriiformes, Laridae. Gene Ontology annotation, molecular function: guanyl-nucleotide exchange factor activity. Gene Ontology annotation, cellular component: Ragulator complex; lysosome. Gene Ontology annotation, biological process: positive regulation of TOR signaling; cellular response to amino acid stimulus.
CCAGCUCCCAUUGGCUGGCGGAGAGGGCCGGGCCGCUGAUGGGCGAACCCUUCCGCAAUGGGAGGCGGGGCGGGCACCACGGCGCUGACCCAGGGCUGGAGCGGAUCCCGGACCAGCUGGGCUACCUGGUCAUCAGCGACGGGGCCGUGCUGGCGUCGUCGGGUGACCUGGAGAACGAUGAGCAGACGGCCGCCAUCCUCUCGGAGCUGGUGGCCACGGCCUGCGGGCUGCGGCUCCAGCGUGGCCACGACCCCCCCUUCAAACGCCUCUCAGUGGUGUUCGGGGAACAUUCCCUCCUCGUCACCGUCUCGGGGCAGAAGCUCUUCGUGGUGAAGCGGCAGAACCACGUCCAGGAGCCCGUCGCCGUCUGAGGCGCGUCCCCCGCUGUCCCCAAGCCGGGGGGGGGGGACACGGACGACGGGGGGGGGACACGACGGCGACACCGCCCCCCUCAUCCCCACUGUGUCCCCAGGGCCUUGGCGGCAGCGGCGGACGGGGGGGGCGGGGGGGGGACUGGCUCCCGUGUCCCCGUCGCCUCGGGGACCGCAGGGACGCGAAGGAUCGGGCCCCGCGGCCACGCGCUGUCCCCCGCGGUGUCACCCCCCGUGUCCCCACCCCCACCCCGUCCCUCUAUCGAGGCAAUAAAUUCUGUC